AUGAGUAAACGAAAUCAUUCUCGGAAUGCAUUGAAAAGAAAUACGUUACAUGUGAAACAAGAUAAACAACCAAAAUCGAUGACUCCAACUGCAAAACAAACGAGAGAAACAACAAGUGGACGAAAAAAGCCGGCACUUUUAAAACCGCUUUCACAAAUUAGAAGUAAGGCGAAUAAUGUUUGGAGAAUUUUGGCUCAUAUUGGUUCGGGUGGAUUUGGAGAUGUUUAUAAAUGUGAACUGGGAGGAGGUCAACCUGAUACGGUUUGAGAUCAUCCUAAAUUUUUGAAAAAUUUGUUUGUUUUUUUUUCAGUUUUUUGCAAUGAAAACUGAAUCCGAAAAUACACAACUGAAACGUCUUCGAGUCGAACUUCAAAUCCUUGAAGAAAUUACAGCUUAUUGUAUGACAAAACAGAUUGCACAUCAUUUCUGUAAACUUUUUGAUUCUGGAAACACUCAAGAUUUCUUUGUGCGUUAAUUUUGAACCUAAAUGUUCAUUUUUCCAAAAUUUGUUUUUUUUUUCAGUGGAUUGUGAUGACAUUAAUUGGCCCAUCUUUGCAAACAAUUCGAAAAAUAUUGCAUAAACAGUUUACGAGAACAACAACUCUCAAAAUGUCACUUCAAAUUUUGGAUGCGUUGAAAAUAUUGCAUGAUGUCGGAUUUAUUCACAGAGAUUUGAAACCGGGAAAUGUUUGUGUUGGUGUUCCGCCGAAAGAUGAUCAUAUUUUAUAUUUACUUGAUUUUGGAAUUUCACGCAGAAUUUUCCGCUCACAAGAAUCAAGAGAGUUGAGGGUGGGUAAACACUUUUGAAACGAAUUUCACAAAAACAAUACUCAUUUUAGAAAGAACGAAAAAAAGUUCCAUUUUUUGGAACUCGAAAAUUCUGUACUCGCGCUUGUCAUCUUGAACUUGAUCAAGGAAGAAAAGAUGAUAUUGAAACAUGGAUUUAUACAACUCUCGAUCUUUUACACAAUGAAAAAGGUCUUCCAUGGGCGGAUUUGUGUUCCGAUCCAGCAAAGUUAUUUGAGAAAAAGCAAGCAUUGUUUGAGAAUCCUUCGAAAGAACUUCAUUCAUGUGUUCCUCCACAAUUUUGUACAAUUAUAGAAUAUGUGAAAAAAUUGAAAUUUGAGGAUGAAGUUGAUUAUGAUAUAAUUGAAACUGCGAUUAAAAGUAUAGCAAAAGAAAGAAAAUUGAAUUUGAAAGAUAAGUUUGAUUGGAAAGGAAGAUUGGAAGAGCUGAUGAGGGAAAAUGAAGGAAAUAAACAUAAUCGCAAAAAAGGAAAAAAUGAAGAAAAAGGAGAGGAAACAUUGAUGAUGGAGAGAUUACAGAAAAAAGUUAAAAAUAAUAAAAUGUAAGUUUUUGAAUUAUGAAUAUGUUUUUUUUCAUAUAAUUAAUAGAAUUUCAGUGCUGAUGAACAUCAAAAUGAUCAAACAUUUUCCAAAGAUGAUUAUAAGAGUGAAGGAAACAAACAAAAGAAUACUGAAACUCGAAAUUUGAGAAGAAAACAUCAAACAAAAACUGCUUUGAACAGUGAAUCAACAACCAAAAAGACUGUCCCUGAUGAACAUGACUUUUGA
Caenorhabditis angaria is the source of this 1574-nucleotide messenger RNA. Lineage: Eukaryota; Metazoa; Nematoda; Chromadorea; Rhabditida; Rhabditidae. The record is from the annotation of a GenBank genome assembly.